This is a messenger RNA of Lacerta agilis (Sand lizard), 6542 nucleotides long. RefSeq names its product solute carrier family 4 member 3 (gene SLC4A3). The record is from RefSeq and is a predicted model, not a curated record. Gene Ontology annotation, biological process: regulation of intracellular pH; bicarbonate transport; transmembrane transport. Bases 443 to 4273 code for a protein of 1276 amino acids. Lineage: Eukaryota; Metazoa; Chordata; Lepidosauria; Squamata; Lacertidae. Gene Ontology annotation, cellular component: plasma membrane. The transcript has 24 exons. Gene Ontology annotation, molecular function: monoatomic anion transmembrane transporter activity; solute:inorganic anion antiporter activity.
GCGGCUCGCCACACAGAAUUUUAAAUAAGGGAGCCAGAGCAGCCAAUGUGCAGCUCGUCUCCAAGCAGAGCCAGUAACAGCGGAUGGCUGCCUGCAGGAGGAGCAGGAAGCUGCUGCUGCUGCUGCACUGAAGAGGAGGAGGCAGAGGUGGUGGCGGAGGAGAGGAGGUGUUUCAAACAGCCGCCCUACCUGAGCCACUAGCAGGGAAAUGGACACAUGUUGAGUGAUCUCCAGCAGCAGCAGCAGCAGGAGGAGGAAGGGCAAGAAGAGGCCAGUCACAGCAGCGUGAAUUCGGUGGACCCCUGGCUGGAGGCAGGCAGCUCUCCUUCUCAUCAGCAGCGAGGUUAUGCCACGCCUCAGACUUACUGGUUGCCUGCUAAUGAAAGAGAAGGGUUGAUAUUUGCCCGAACAUUGCAUGACGGUCCAUAGAUCUUAAACCAAGAUGGCAGAUGGAAAAAAUGCUCCUUUGGGAGGCAUCUUCACUACAGUGCAGCAGGAUGGGGAGGGUGCUGAGACGGCCUUUCCUGGCACGGAGGAUGAGGAGGAUUUGGACAAGACCUUGGCUAUCGAACGGUUCGGAGACUUGAUCAGCAAGUCUGUGCUAAGAGACCAGGAGAAGCUAGGUCGCAGCUACAGCGAGAGCGACUUUGAAUUCCAUCGCCAGACAUCCCACCACAUCCAUCACCCCCUCUCCACCCACCUGCCUCUCCCCUACAAGAAGAGACUUCCUCACUCUGACAGAAAGAAGAAGAAAAAGAAAAAACCAAGAAAGACCUCUGUACCUCCCUCUGAUGUCACCCCCACCAUCCAGGAGGUGGAGGAAGAGGAAGAAGAGGAGGAGGAAGAAGAGGAAGCAGAAUCUGAAGGGGAGGAGGUUCUAGAGAAGGAUGCCUCGGCAGAGUCUGACCUUGAAGCCUCUCCCAAAGGAGAGUCUCAUGGCAAACCAAAAGCAGGGCUGGCAGAAGGAAGCAUUGAGAGUGAGGUGCUUUUGAUCUUUUCUGUUUCAGAAGCCAAAAGAACUUGGCCAGCCUCGACUUGGUUUAUCAUUGGGAGUGAUGAGGAGGAGGAAGAGGAGAAGGAGGAGGAGGAAGCCUGUGGCAGCCCAUGCCCUUUGCCAUUUCAUGUGGCAGAGGAAUGCAGUCACCUCUCUCCACUCCCUUAUCUCUCCGAUCUGCUGCCAGAGAAGGGACCUAUUUCUUCCAAAAGUUUCCCUGGAUAUAAAGAUAACAGAGUUUGGGACAAGCGCAAACUUUGGAGUCAGGUGCCAAGUGGGCAACGGGCAAGCUACGACUUGAAGGAGAGGGUGUGUAUCGGCAGCAUGACCGCUAUGGAGAGUGCCACCUACCAGCGAAUUCCCACAGAUGAAGCUGAGGCUCAGAUGCUGGCUUCUGCUGACCUGGAUGAUAUGAAAAGCCACCGUUUUGAAGAUAAUCCAGGAGUAAGAAGACAUCUGGUUAAGAAACCCUCCCGGAGCCAGACUACCAGAAGCAGCAAAAAGUCUUUGACUUCACAGUCUGUCAAGAAGAAGAAGAAGAAGAAGAAGCUUGACAGGAAACCCCACGAGGUAUUUGUCGAGUUGAAUGAAUUAGUGGUGGAAAAGAACCAGGACAUGCACUGGAAGGAGACAGCGCGCUGGAUCAAAUUUGAGGAGGAUGUGGAGGAGGACACAGCACGGUGGGGGAAGCCUCAUGUGGCUUCACUGUCCUUUCGCAGCCUUCUGGAGCUCAGGAAAACUAUUGCCCAUGGAGCUGUUCUGUUGGACCUGGAGCAAACAACAUUACCUGGCAUUGCUCACCUGGUAGUAGAGACCAUGAUAAUAUCAGACCAGAUCAAGGCUGAAGACAGAGCCAAUGUGCUCAGGGCCCUGCUGCUCAAGCACAGCCACCCUAAUGAUGAAAAGGAGGUAUUCUUUCCCCGGAACCAUUCCAACUCCAGCAUGAACUCUAUGGUAGGAAACCACCAUCACCACCACAAUCAUGCAGUUGACACAUGCAUGCCAUUGAUGGGGGAAGAGCGCAUUGAGAUGACAGAGCCCAGAAUCCAUGACCCUGAUUAUAGAGAGAAAAACAUGCACCUUCACAGCUCUGAGGGACACCGUGGCAAAUAUCUCAAGCUGAUGGAGAAGAUUCCCGAUGAUGCAGAGGCCACUGUAGUGCUUGUUGGUUGUGUUCAGUUCCUUGAGCAACCAACAAUGGCUUUUGUCCGUUUGAAUGAGGCUGUGUUCUUGGAGUCAGUCCUGGAAGUCCCAAUUCCUGUUCGCUUCAUCUUUGUCUUGCUGGGGCCAAGCCAGUCCAACAUGGACUACCAUGAGAUCGGACGUUCCAUCUCCACUCUCAUGUCAGACAAGCAUUUCCAUGAAGCUGCUUACAUGGCAGAUGACCGCCAGGACCUGCUCAAUGCCAUCAAUGAGUUCCUCGACUGUAGCAUUGUCAUCCCUCCAUCAGAAGUGGAGGGGAAGGAUUUGCUCAAGUCAAUUGCCACCUUCCAGAAAGAGCUGCUGAGGAAGAGGAAAGAGCGGGACCAGAAGAAGUCCACCAAAGAAGGGAAUGUUCAGGAAGCCAAAGAGAUCUGUGAGGUAAAAGCUGAGGAGGAGGAAGAAGGCGAGGAGGAGGAUGACCCUCUGAAGCGCACUGGCAUUGUCUUUGGUGGUUUGGUGCGGGACAUAAAGCGCAGGUACCCCAAGUAUCUGAGUGACCUCAAAGACGCCCUGCACAGCCAGUGCCUCGCAGCUGUGCUAUUCAUCUACUUCGCUGCUCUCUCCCCCGCCAUCACCUUUGGGGGACUGCUAGGUGAGAAGACAGAAGGUCUCAUGGGCGUUUCGGAGUUGAUCAUCUCCACCUCAGUGCUGGGCAUGCUCUUUUCUCUGCUGAGUGCCCAGCCUCUCCUUGUCAUUGGCUUCUCAGGGCCCCUGCUGGUCUUUGAAGAAGCUUUUUACAAGUUCUGCCAGAGCCAGGGCAUUGAGUAUCUAACAGGCCGGGUGUGGAUUGGCCUCUGGCUUAUUGUCUUCAUUUUCAUCAUUGUGGCCGCUGAGGGCAGCUUCCUGGUGCGAUACAUCUCCCCCUUUACCCAGGAGAUCUUUGCCUUCCUUAUCUCCCUCAUCUUUAUUUAUGAAACAUUCUACAAACUUUACAAGGUAUUUACAGAGCACCCACUACUGAGGUUCUACCCGCCAAAUCUUCCGAGAGAUCUAAAUAGCAGCACAUUGCCUCCUGAUUCCAUGGCUCUUGACACUCAGAUGCAGCCCAACACUGCCCUGCUGUCCCUCAUCCUCAUGUUGGGAACCUUCUUCAUUGCAUUCUUCAUGCGCAAGUUUAAGAACAGCCGUUUCCUAGGAGGAAAGGCCCGGCGAAUCAUUGGAGAUUUUGGAAUCCCUAUCUCCAUCCUUGUCAUGGUUCUGGUGGACUACACCAUCACUGAUACAUAUACCCAGAAGCUGAAUGUUCCCUCAGUGCUGUCAGUCACAACCCCCAACAAGCGUGGCUGGUUCAUCCAUCCCUUAGGAAGCAACCAGGUGUUUCCCAUGUGGAUGAUGUUUGCUUCUGCCAUCCCUGCACUUCUGGUCUUCAUCCUUAUCUUUAUGGAAACCCAGAUCACCACCCUGAUUGUCAGCAAGAAGGAACGGAAGUUGAUAAAGGGAUCGGGCUUCCACCUUGAUUUGCUGCUCAUUGGUACAAUGGGAGGGCUCUGUGCCCUUUUUGGGCUGCCUUGGCUCACGGCUGCCACGGUCCGCUCAGUCACUCACGUCAACGCCCUCACAGUCAUGAGCAAGGCAAUUGCACCUGGUGAGAAGCCAAAGAUUGAGGAAGUGAAGGAGCAGCGUGUGACAGGAGUGCUCAUCGCUGGCCUUGUUGGCCUGUCCAUCGUGAUGGGGAAUGUACUACGGCAGAUCCCAUUGGCUGUGCUGUUUGGGAUUUUCCUAUAUAUGGGUGUGACGUCACUGACUGGCAUCCAGCUCUAUGAGCGGCUCCUCCUUAUCUUCAUGCCAUCCAAACACCAUCCUGAUCAUGUCUAUGUUGUCAAGGUGAAGACCUGGAGAAUGAACCUGUUCACAUGCAUCCAGCUAGCCUGCAUUGUGCUGCUGUGGGUGGUGAAAUCCACUGUGGCAUCGCUGGCUUUCCCAUUUGUCCUGAUCAUGACAGUCCCCCUGCGACGAUUCCUGCUGCCACGUUUCUUCCAUGAGAGAGAACUCAAAGCGCUGGAUUCCGAGGAUGCAGAACCAAACUUUGAUGAAGAUGGGCAGGAUGAGUACAAUGAGCUUCACAUGCCUGUGUGAGAAGUUGGCAUGUGUCUACUGGCCCUGGUACUCCCUUGGCUUCAUGGGAUAAGCCUUCUUUCCCUGUGCUUUCCUUGAACAACCACCAACCUGAAGUGGCUUUGAAAUUAUUGUGGGCCUGGACCAACUGGCAGCUGUGUCAUAGCCCUUCAAGGAAGCUCCAGGCCACAAAAGGAAGCUUGGGCCAAGCAGCGCAAGAGAUGCUGCCUUCUGGACAGACACAGAGUAUGGGGCCAGCACCACCACCCCCCAUUUCCCCCAAGCAGAGCUUGCUGGUGUUGGUGCUGUGCCAUGCGUAGGCCAGAGUAGGUACCUUAGCCAGCUCUCAUUAGCCUCCUCCCCUCAGAAGAGAAGUAGACUGCAAUGUUUUGCUAAGGGGAGAACAGCAGCAGGCCAGCAAAGGAAAAGAGCAGCUAGGUCCUGCCAGAAAUGCCAAGCCUGAUAGCAUUCAGGCAGAGCCAACAGAUUCCUGGGGUGGGAGAUUUCACAUGCACCGACUGGUCUCUCCAUGCUGAACCGUUGCCAUUCAGUCCCAUGACUGUGCCCAUGAACAUUCAACAGUUUGUGGUCCACCUCCCAUUCUGCAUGAUGUCCUUAGCUAAGAUUUCCUGCCCACAGAAGACUCUGAACCUCUUCCAUUUGAGGAAUGGCAGUGAUGAUUGCUGAAGCCAGUAAACUGCUGGGUGAGUGAGCAAGGGCCUUGUGCACCCUGAUUUGCUCUGCAAGUAUAAUGCAGGUACUUGUGCAAUAUCCAUGUGCACAUGCGUCUGCUUGUGCACGGUGCUGUGCCUGUUCUCACCAUCUCUCAGGACAGCCGUAAAGGUGGCGCAAAGAGUAGACAGUGAUUUGUGAAGUAGAUCUCCACCCCCAGACAGAAAAAGGAAGUGCAGGUAAAACUUGCCAACAUAACCCGGAGACCAGGAAACAGCUAACCUAAUGAUUGAAUGAAGACUAUGAUCAUCUCAUGGUCAGGAAAUCAUCACACAGAUUUGACACCACUCUUGUGGCUCACUGCCCUCUUCAGGUCCAGUGGAAAACAGGAACUCCCAACAUCAGUGUAGUAGGCAAGCGGAAACACUGGCACCUUGGCCUUUGGUAUUUUCCUGAUCACGUAACAGAACCUCUUACCUAUUGUACUAGACUUUGUGCUCCAGACUACAACUCCUCCUUCAGUAUUUCCAGUUUCAUCUUGUUUCUUGCUGUAGCCUCUUCCUCACAGCUCCUGCUCUAUUCUCCAUCCUCUGCACGGCUAUUGCAUUUCUCACCUUGUUCUUGCCUUGUAGUGGCCCCAGCUUGAGCAAGAUUCACUACCAGAUCCAAGUCUCCAGGAGGCCACCCCCUUAGCAACUGGAAUGGGGAUGGCUCUGAGGAGGGCUGAGGUACUCUGCCACUGUGGCAUUGAGCCAUUGCACUGUAUGAGCCCUCUGUAGCACUUGGGGCUUCUCUUCAUUCAUCCCUUGACAUUUCCAAGUUGGUGGCCUCCAAUUCCUGGCUCCUCCUCAGUCCCUCACAACCACUCCCCCAACACCAUCGUCAGCUGCCUUCUUGUACUCUUAAACCCUGCUAUUUUCAUAUUUCACUUCAACUGCCAUAUAAAGAAAAUUCAGAUUUUUGUGAUAGGACUAAAUUGCACAGAAAUAUGCAUUUGUUUCAGUCACCGAAUCUGAUUUUUAGAAACAGAAUACUGUGCUUCCUUGUACUUCAUUGGUGAAUGUCACGUAUCUAGUCCUGGGCACUGCACAGGUGGUGUGUUCCAUGUGGUUGAGCACAUGCACAAACACCAUCAGUGCAAGGUUUCAAAGAGCUGCUCUCCCACUGGGCCAUCACAUGGGGACUCUACACUGUGAUGUCCUGUAGCUAAAUCUGUUGUGUUAGAUUACGUAUAUGGAAUAAUGGGGUGUGCAAAUGUGCCAGCUGUGACUCCUGCCGUACCCAGGCAUAAAACCAUGUGGCUUAAGAGUUUGGCUCAUGGAACUACUCUGGGCCAUUGCUUGCUCCCUGUCUAUAAAAUGGAGGCUGUCCCUCCCCACCUACCUCAGGGGCUGCCUGCUGAUGGCUGGAUAGUUAUGAGGCCAUAGGUUUUCCUCUACUCAUUCCCAGCUGGCUGCCAGCCUGCCCCACCCAUAGACAGUGACCUCCAUUGUGCCCUGCAUAGCCAGGAUUAGGAAACUUGAACUGUUGGGGGCAAAGUCCCUGGUACUCUGCCUGUGCAUUACGACUCCUCUGAAUGUAAUAGGAAUGGAUAUGCACCAAUAAACCCUUCAAUGGA